Messenger RNA from Theileria annulata, 5268 nucleotides. RefSeq lists its product as uncharacterized. Gene Ontology annotation, biological process: cytoskeleton organization; regulation of transcription by RNA polymerase II; regulation of cell shape. Lineage: Eukaryota; Apicomplexa; Aconoidasida; Piroplasmida; Theileriidae. The transcript has 5 exons. Bases 1 to 5268 code for a protein of 1755 amino acids. The record is from RefSeq and is a predicted model, not a curated record. Gene Ontology annotation, cellular component: nucleus. Gene Ontology annotation, molecular function: protein binding.
AUGAAGCCGGAAAAUGAUCAAACCACACCCCAAACACAAGUAAAAGCCUUUAAUAUCGAGGCAUUUAACCUAUUACAGUCAACAUUUAGUAAACAUAUAAAGAAAAGAGAAUUUGUAGAUUCAAAUCAGUCAGAUUCCCACCAAAUAGAUCCAUCAGAUGAAAAUAAUGAAAAUGUGGAAUUAAAUACAAUAUCAGAAUUAAUUUCCUCAGCUCUUUACGAGUUUUUGGACAAUUUGCAAGCCAAAGUUAAUUUUGACACAUUUGACGUGGUACAAAAAUCACUAGAUUCCAUCCAAAACAAACUAAAAGCUAUAGAAUAUUCCAAAUGGAAUAGACCAAUAUCAAGUAGAUAUCGAAAUGUGUACAAUAGACUGCUCCAGAGAACAAUAAAACCCCAAUAUACACCAAAUACACAUAAUAUAUCGUUAGAUUAUGUGAUCCUGUCGAGAAAGCUUACACACCUGAUAAAUAUUUGGUCACACCAGAACUCAGUAGAUGAUAGUCUUGAAGACGAUUCUACGUAUAUUGAGCCACCGCAAGUGACAGUUGUUAAGUUUGAUAAGACAGGGGAGGUGAUAAUAACAGGAGGAUCAGAAGGGAUAAUUAAACUUUGGGACGUUACAACGUGUAAACUAAUUAUGAGCCUUAAAAGGCAUUCAGGACCAAUUAACCAUAUUGAUAUACAUCCAACAAAUUCGUUCAUUAUCUCCUCAAAUACAACGCUUUCUACAGAACAGUACAACUCUGAGAUAUACUUAUGGGAGAUUAACGUUAACUUUUACAGACCGCACAAAGUAAUAAAUAACGUCAAUGAUAUUGUGUUUCUGAAGUUUGCAACUUCAACAGCCACCUGGGUGCCGAAAAACAUAGAAGAUAUCUCGAUGAAAGGAGUGGAUUUCAAUGAUAGAAAGAAUUGGGAGGCUAGUAUAGAAAAUACAAUAAUAAUAAGUUUGGAUAAAAAUAAUGUGUUAAAAGUGUAUAGAAUGAGAGACAUGAUUACGUCGUCGUCAGGAAAUAACAUAUACAACGAAGUUGCGCCCAAGUACAUAGUGGAUUUGUUUAACCACGAAGUAACAGGGUGUGAUAUUAGCAUUAACUUUUCAGACUCAAACUGUUUGGCUGCCCUGGGUAUAAAACCCAUGGAGUAUAAUAACAGUAGUAGUAGGAAUGUAACCUUUAAUUCAAUAGUACAUUGUAUUAAAAAUGAUACGUUCCAUGAUAAUAACUUCAAUGUCAAGGGGAAAUACAGAAAUUUAACUGAUAAAAACGGAGUAAUUUUGUUGAAAAUCCCAAUUACACCAUCUGAUAAUGAUAAUAGUGUGGAUGAUAGAUGUGAAUGUGAUUCUAAUAUGAAGAAUACAUCAACAUGUGUUAAUAUGUGUACUUUGUGUGGUAGAGUUAAAUAUAACAAAAGUAAUAUAUUUGAAAAUGAUGUGGAAGAGAAUGAGAUGGAACCGAACCGAUCAGGAAUUAUAAACAAGUUCCUGUGGGAGUCAGAUCAUAGUUCGUCAAUUGAAAAGUAUUUUAACACUGUUAUUCCAGAUUUCACAUUCGUCAAUGCGUCAUUAUUCGAGUCGUUUACAUUUAAUUUCCCAGUUAUGCAUUACCUCAAAAAUUCAAGUAACUUGAUCAUGCCAGCAUUUAUUGGGAAAACGCCAGCAUUUGUUAAGGAAUCGGGAGAUUUGGAUAAUUUGUUUGUAAACUUUUUGGGAAAUGAAUGCGGAAUUUCACCACAAAUAAGAUUCUCAAACACCUCAAUGGACUAUGUAACAGCUUCAAAAGAUAACAAGUUUUUCCUGUGGCAAUAUGAAAACGGUAAAUUUGUACCAAAACAAUUAUAUUCUGAAGAUUUAAAUUUUGAUUUUGAAAAUUAUGUUUUAACGCUAGGGACUAAUAACGCCACUAAUACAAUCACAGAUAGUGUUAGUAGAACAAGUAGCGUUAAUAGAACAGUUAAUGAUAAAAGCAUGUAUAAUAUCGUAUCGCUGGAAUGGUCAUGUAAUGACAAGUAUGUGUGUAUAGCAGAUGAAUUGAUGAAUAAGGAAGCUUGUGUGAAUGGUUCAAGUGGAACAAAUUCAGUUUUUAGAGUAUCGUUUUUCACAGACUAUGGGAAAUUUAUUGCCGAAAAAAGAGUCAAAUUGCAUGUUGUUAAAGUUAAAUAUAACCCAGUGAGCGAAGACCUGUGUAUUAUAUUAUGUCAACCAUCCGAUGUUAUGGUGUAUAACAUCGCAACAAGAACGGUAAUAAACACAAUUUCGUUUGAAAAUUCCGCGAGUUGGCUGGAUAUUCAGUGGCACCCGAUGGGACACAAAUUCGUUACUUGUGGAAAAUAUGGAUCGUUAUCGCUAUUUUCAACUGACUCUCAAACUUUGAUGGACAAAACCCCGAAUUAUCAGUUGACAGUGUCUGACUAUAACUCACACAUACAAAGUUACAUUAACGCACCAUACAGAGGAUUUGAGCCUGAGAAUUUAAGACUUAAAAGGUACUUUUCAAGUUUCUCAGACUCCCAAAUUACCAUGGAAGGAGAUUCAACAUAUGAAAUGAUUACGAAGGCACUUUUUGGUGGGCCAGUUGCAUUUCUGAAUGAACAACUAAAUACAGUACUGUUACACAUCGGGGCAACAAUUAGUAGAUAUCAUAAUGUAUCAUAUGGAGUAACGAAUGACGUUGAUAAUAAUGGGCUGUUAUAUGGUGUAAUGAUGAGAUUGGGAGGAUUUGAUGAGUAUUUCAGAUCACACAACACUGAAACUGAUGUAAAUUUACUGAGAAUUGUAGACCAAUUUCUUCAUUUGUUGCAAAACUCUAAUGAUAAAAAUGGUGAAAAUAAUAAUGAUGGCGUGGAAUGUAGCAUAGAAGAUUGUAUAGUAUGUAAGAACUAUGCCAACAAAGUUGAACAGCAUAGUAAUUACAUUCUGUCGAAGGAUUCUUACGUAACACUCAGGAGUGUGACUGACAAAAAUGGAAUAGUAAUACUGUCAUUACCUCCCUCACAAAGACCGAGCGAGUUCGUGGAAGCAAUACAAAUUGUACAGUCUGAAGAUUUGCAUACGCCAAGACGUUUUUCAAAUACUGUGGCGACCACACAGCCACCUUCAGAUUUACACUCAGUGGUUAAUUCUACAAGUUCUGAUGGUGUGUUAACAAGCGCUGGUCGUACAGUGACGAUUGAGCCACAGGUGUUAGAGAGAGAAGAGGAUGAAGAGGAAUCAGAGGAUUCUGACUACGAAGAAUCACCAGAAGAAUCAGAUUCUGAGUCACAUGAAAAUGACGCGUCAGUAAGAAGAUCAGUAAGAGCAAGCACAAGAAGAAGUUAUGAAGUGGAAGAAGAUAGUGAAAAGUAUAGCCUAAGAGCAAAAAGAGGAUUUAAUGAGGAUUCCUAUAAGAUUAAGGAGAUAGAUUCAGCCAAGAAAUUGAGUAACACUAUAGGGGCAAUAUCAAUACUAAACCAGAAUAAACCGGGAGAAUUAGAAGAAGAAGAAAUUGAGGAAAGAUUUUGUAUACUGUGUGGAAUGAGUAGUGAUGGAUACUAUACAAAUUUGACUAGAAGUCAGACUCAGAAGUUCUCCACCACCCUGUUUAGUCAAGGGCAUUCAUUUAACCCGGGGUGUAAGUUUUAUGAAAACACAAUAGUAGGGCCUAUGAACAUCCACAGAAGAUACCGGUCAUACCUUGAGGAUUAUCAUAACUUAUCAAAACGUAUUAAUUCAAAUGGUAAUAUAUUUGCGCAUUCAGCAUGUAUUAUUACAUCACAGGUCAAAAUCGACCAAUCGACAAAAUUAAUUAAUUUCCCAGAAAUUCUUGUUACAAGUAGUUACGAAAAGUGUGGAUUUUGUGAUUCGAACUUCGCAACAGUACCAUGUGUAGACUGUGGAAGGUUCUUCCAUUACCCGUGUGCUGUAGCACAGUAUAAGGGUCACAUGAGAUACGAUAAGGAUAUGGAGAUUGUAAACUAUUUCGACCCUCUGCUUUGCAAAAGAUAUUUUUGUAUAGACUGCGGAGUUAAGAGUGAAAAUGGGAAACAGGACUAUCUAACAAGUAUAUGUUUUUUGAAGCCAGAUACAAGAGAUUGGCUCACUAAUAAAUCAGAUGUAUUUGAGAAUAAAUUUAACGUCCAAGUGGGAGAUUAUAUUGUUUUAACACCAGACUGUAUAUUUGAACGCUAUAACACACAUGUGCCCUGGAUUACGCAACAAUGGUUUCCAAUUCUCGUUAAGGUUCUUGACAAAUCAUAUGUUUUUACGGAUGAUAUGAGUGUGACUGGAUGUAUAUUGGUUGAGUCCGUUUUUGGAGAACCUGGUCAAUUUUGUGUAUUUACAAGUCCAGAAAUUAUGUUAACACUACUUAGAGAUUUUUUGAUAAGUCCGUAUAACUUAUCAAGUGUGAAAGUUGGUUCAAAGGUUAAAUGUAAAAUAAAUGGACAGAUUAUUGAAACUGAAGUAAAGAAUGUAAAACAGACUCUUAAUGGUUUAAAUUUUAAUAUAAAUGGUGAAAUACCAGAUGAAACUCUGGAAUUAACCGAGUUAAAAAGAGUAAUUGAAGAUGUGUAUAAAAUCGGCCACAACUCUGUAAGCAUAUCAUACGAUAAGAAAAUUAAGUGGGUUGACUGUUGGAACUUGGAUUUAAAUGAUGAAAUCAAACCAAAGUUGGAAGAAGUUUUUGGUAAAAUCAAGUCAAAAGGAUUAAAUCAAGAACAUAAAGACAAGUUUUUGAACCUUAUCCAAGAUCCUAAAUAUGGAAUAUUCGAGUACGUAGAAGAAUAUGGAUUGAGAUCACAUGAAUGGGUAUACGAAUACUGGCGAUAUAUACCAAGACCAAUUAGCUUAAAUGAAAUUAGAGAAAAGCUGAGAAACGACUAUUACAGAACUCCAAAAGGUGUUUGGGCUGAAAUUAAACUCUUAAUUUCAAACUGUAUAAACUUCAACGAGACUUCGUCAAAUUACUCGAAAAUCGCUAGGGAAGUGGAUGUAAACCUGGAUAAUCUGAUGAUAAAUAUGGCGAACGAUUACAAUUGGACAGUUAUUUUUGAACACAUUUGGCCCUUUAUAAGGAAUUUUGUAAAGCCAAGUGUGCAGCCUAGUAGCCAGCCACAUCGAAAAAAUGAAAUAAAUCAAGUGGAACAGGAGUUUGGGGAGUAUAAUGUUUCAAAGAGAAGGAAAGUUAAUGUACAGGAACCAGUUAGAAGAAGUAGUAGAAUUGUUCAAAAGGUAGAAAAACAAGUAGAAGAAGUAAAAGUGAGGAAGAAAACAUUAUAUAAUUUGAGAUGA